Messenger RNA from Sphaeramia orbicularis (orbiculate cardinalfish), 2123 nucleotides. Its product is annotated as alpha-1,3-mannosyl-glycoprotein 4-beta-N-acetylglucosaminyltransferase B-like. Gene Ontology annotation, biological process: protein N-linked glycosylation. The record is from RefSeq and is a predicted model, not a curated record. The transcript is spliced from 15 exons. Gene Ontology annotation, molecular function: acetylglucosaminyltransferase activity. The coding region runs from base 216 to 1796 and encodes 526 amino acids. Gene Ontology annotation, cellular component: Golgi stack; endoplasmic reticulum; endoplasmic reticulum-Golgi intermediate compartment. Lineage: Eukaryota; Metazoa; Chordata; Actinopteri; Kurtiformes; Apogonidae.
UGAUCCUGUGUCUUUCUCUAUGAAUCGACGUAGUGUGAGGAGAACUUCUCCUGUACCGUGAGGUUGUUGUAAAGGCAGCUGCAUCCUCACAUUCACCUGCAGCCCACUGGGACCGGCGGAACACACACACACACACACACACACACACAAACACACACACACACACACACACACACAGGGACCGUCCGUCUGUCUGCCUGUCUGUGAGAAAUGAAAUGAGGUUUUUCUCCGUCAGAUUUGCUUGUCUGUUGGCUUCCGUGUGUUUCCUCACGGUCACUUGGAUUAAAUCGAUUCCCAAUGAAGGAGGAUCAGCAGUGCAGCCGGAUCUGCGCAGCCUGUAUGAACGUCUGCUGGCAGCGGAGGUGCUGGGCGGGCAGGUCAGCAGAGAUCUCAACAGCAUCCUAGAGCAGCUAAAGAACAUGUCCCGAGUUCCCAACAUCACUCAUCCAAGCAGUGACAUGACUACCAACACUUCCGCAGUCAGGAGGGUAUUCCCCCAGCCCAGCUUGUACGUCUAUUUGCCCCACCUCGCACAGCAUCCUGACAGUCUUGUACCCAACGUAGUCAUCGGACAGGGACGCCGUGGAGUGUCCAUGGUGCUGGGUAUUCCAACUGUGAAGCGACAGAAGCAAAGCUAUCUGGUCAACACUCUCAGCUCUCUGCUCUACAGUCUGACUUCAUCCCAAAGCCAAGAUCUUCUUAUCAUUGUCUUCGUGGCUGAGACGGACACGGACUAUGUGAGCAGUGUGGCAGAGACCAUCAGGUUGAAUUUCCCAAAAGAGGUGGAGUCUGGACUCCUGGAAGUCAUCGCUCCAUCACAAUAUUACUACCCCAACUUCACUGCACUUAGAGAGACCUUUGGAGACUCCAAGGAACGAGUCAAAUGGCGAACAAAGCAGAAUCUAGACUUCAGCUUCCUCAUGCUUUAUGCACAGGAUAAAGGCACCUAUUAUGUUCAGUUAGAGGAUGACGUUAUUGCAAAGACAGACUACUACAGUGCCAUGAAAACCUAUGCCAACCAGGAAGCCUCCAAGCCAUGGCUUUUCCUGGAGUUCUCCCAGCUUGGAUUCAUAGGCAAGAUGUUUCGAACCAGUGACCUCCUGAUGAUUGCAGAGUUUUUCCUGAUGUUCCAUAAAGACAAACCCAUCGACUGGUUGUUAGAUCAUAUUCUGUGGGUCAAAGUUUGCAACCCUGAGAAAGAUCCAAAAGACUGCAAUCAACAGAAGGCUUUACUCAAGAAGAAGUUCAAGCCCUCACUCUUCCAGCAUGUAGGCCUCCACUCCUCACUGCCUGGCAAGAUGCAGCGUCUGACGGAUAAGGACUUUGGGAAGCAGAAACUGUUUGUGGCCCACAGUAACCCCCCUGCAGAGCUAAACAGCAGCCUGAAACAUUAUCAGCAGCACAGCCUGGAAAGGGCCUAUAGAGGAGAAGACUUCUUCUGGGCAUUAACACCUGUCAAAGGGGACUACAUCCUCUUCAGCUUCCAACAGCCAAUCCACAUAUCCAGGUACCGCUUUCACAGUGGAAAUAUUGAGACCAGUGCAGAUAAAUUCUACAACACCACAGUGGAAGUGCUCCCCAGCAGUGAGUUGACACAAGACAAACUAGUUUCUGGUUCAUCUUCUCCAUUUAAAGUGUCCAGUGAUGGCUUCAUCAUUAUAGCUGAGUUUCAGAAAACUGGUUUAGCAGAGGGAGAGAUUGACACAGCCCUGCAGCCAGUGUCAGCGUUACGCCUGGUAGUCCAAUCCGACUCUGACGUCUGGGCUGUACUGAGCGAGAUACUCAUUCAAAUUUGAUGACGACGGCAGAGACGAAGCUGCUCAGGACGUCUGACCCAGCGUUCCUCCUACAGGACCAGGACUUUUAUGACAGGAACUCUUUUUUUUCUGCGAUACGUUUAUUGAUACCAUGAAGUGCCUUAAUUGACAAUGAAUGUGGUCCGAAGUGAAAGGAGGACCUAGAUGUAACGUUCUGGCCCAGACUGAGCUCACCAUAUUUCAACAGAGCCAUGUGAGCACAUCAGAGAGGUUCAGAGCAGCUGAUCAAGACUCAAAGACUUUCCUAGUAAAUAAUUUAUUAAAGUUUAAUAUUUUGUUGUAAAUAAAGAAAAGACCUCCAGUAGA